AAAGAGGGACAGGUUGUCACUCAGUACCUUAUGCUUCCCUGCUUGCCUUCGCUCACCUCUCCUCAACCCAUCAACUCUCCGUACACCAUGGCCUUCGUUGGAAAGUGGGAAACUGAGACCCAGGAGGGAUACGAAGAAUUCUGCAAGCUCGUUGGCAUCCCUGAUGACGUCAUUGAGAAGGGUCGCGACUACAAACUCAUCACUGAGGUGGUGCAGAACGGCAAUGAGUUCUCAUGGUCCCAGCUCUAUCCCACAAACAAGAGCGUCACCAACAAGUUUGUGAUUGACCAGGAAUGUGACAUGGAGACCAUCGGGGGGAAAAAGUUCAAGGCCACUGUUACAAUGGAGGGGGGCAAGCUGAGCACGAAAUUCCCCAAAUACCACCACACAUCUGAAAUCAGCGGAGGAAAACUGAUUGAGGUAAAAGUGUCACUUUGGCAGAAGAUGGUGUAUAUUAGGAGAGAUGAUAAAUAAGUUUGGGCAGUUCCAAGUGAUGUUUAACAUCUUUUCUCCCCUGUUUAGACCUCUACAGUGGGCUCGGUCGUGUUGAAAAGAACCAGCAAGAAGAUCUAGAGAUAUUGUGACGG
Oncorhynchus tshawytscha (Chinook salmon) is the source of this 587-nucleotide messenger RNA. RefSeq names its product gastrotropin. The transcript is spliced from 3 exons. Bases 31 to 474 code for a protein of 147 amino acids. Gene Ontology annotation, cellular component: cytosol; nucleus. The record is from RefSeq and is a predicted model, not a curated record. Gene Ontology annotation, molecular function: fatty acid binding. Gene Ontology annotation, biological process: fatty acid transport. Lineage: Eukaryota; Metazoa; Chordata; Actinopteri; Salmoniformes; Salmonidae.